GGCGGCGGCGGUGCACCUUGAACAUGAACCCGGCACAUGCAUCCAUGUCGGCUCGUACACUAAAAUAGCCGAAACACGGAUCUCGCGCAGCUCCUGUUUCGUUUGCGGCAACAUUUUCUUGGCCCACUUCCUGGAUCGAACCUUGGCAGGUCACACAGGAGGGACUCAAGCUCUUCUGUCCAGCGCUGGCUUGUGUGGAUAUUUUUGUUUCACAUGCUGCAUUAGGAAAGAGCGUCUCUUUGAAUUAUGAUAAAUUAAAAAGCAACAACUUAAGUUUAUGUUAAAAUUUCUGUUUGGAGCUUAGAGUGGUUUUUGUCUGUGGAAAAUCCCCCAAAAGAGACGAACACGUGAUCCCGUCCAAACGGGAACUGGAGGUCAUGGGUAUUUUUAGUGGUCCUUAUCCAUUCACCCAUCAUGGCGAGUGAUAUGGUUUUACUGAUGCGAGGCUUGGCUAAACUGAGCCAGGCAGUGGUGGAGACUCAGACCAACGCCUUGCGAAAUGGAACAGCUGUUCAAGGAGUCGGUACUGCGGUGGAGAGUGUGCAGGCAGCGGCGGAGCAAGGCCUGUCUGCUGCUAUGAUGAAAAUACAGGAGUUGUCAGGUCAACAGCAAACCUCAUCAGAGUCGGAGUUUGACUUUCCUCAGGAGGAGGCUGAAUUCACAGCCUCCGAGUUUCGGGAGGAAGGCAUGGACGCAGAGGCAGAUUGCUCAAGAAGCAGUGCCGACGAAGCACCGGGUGUUGGCGGGACGCAGUCGGUGUUCCAGGGGUACAAGGAUCCCAGCAAGCAGUUUGGUGGUCACAGCAGAUCGUACCACCAAGACGCCAGGCAUUUCUUUGGGCACCCUCUCUACAACCACGAGCUGAACCGGCGCAUCUGGCAGAAGGUCUAUUUUCAGCCGGGUCAGUUCAGGAACUAUCACCAGGACCCCCCUUCAAUGGAGGGGCUGACGGCUGAAGACAUAGCAAAAACCGGCCAGAGCAAAAGAGGGGACUCAAAGCCUCACAAACAGAUGCUGAGUGAGAGAGCCAGAGAGAGGAAGGUGCCCGUGACCCGGCUCAGCAGACUGGCUAACUUCGGAGGGCUAGCUGUGGGUUUGGGCAUUGGCGCGCUUGCAGAAGUUGCCAAAAAGUCAAUUGGAUUCAACGGUGCUUCAGGGGAAAAUAAGAAAUCAGUUCUGGACUCGAGCCCUUUCCUGUCCGAGGCCAAUGCAGAGCGCAUCGUCCGAACGCUGUGCAAAGUCAGGGGAGCAGCCCUGAAGCUUGGACAGAUGCUCAGCAUUCAAGAUGAUGCCUUCAUUAAUCCACACUUGGCCAAGAUUUUCGAGCGCGUCCGACAGAGCGCCGACUUCAUGCCAAUCAAGCAAAUGACAAAAGCACUAAACAGUGACUUGGGUCCAAAUUGGAGAGACAAGCUGGAGUUUUUCGAGGAACGUCCGUUUGCAGCAGCUUCCAUUGGGCAGGUUCACCUGGCGAGGAUGAAGGACGGCAGAGAGGUGGCCAUGAAAAUACAGUAUCCUGGUGUGGCUCAGAGUAUCAACAGUGACGUUAACAACUUGAUGACCGUGCUGAAUAUGAGCAAUGCUCUGCCUGAAGGUCUGUUUCCUGAACAUUUGAUUGAUGUCAUGAGAAAAGAGCUGGCGCUGGAGUGCGACUAUAUUCGAGAAGCCCAGUGUGCAAAGAAGUUCAGAGAGCUGCUGAAGGACGAUCCCUUCUUCUUUGUACCGGAAGUAAUCGAUGAGCUGAGCAGCAAACUUGUCCUGACUACAGAGCUUGUUCCCGGGUUUCCCUUGGACAAGGCUGAGAGCCUCUCACAGGAACUGAAGAAUGAGAUCUGCCAGAACAUCUUGCUGUUGUGCCUGAGAGAGCUCUUUGAGUUCAGAUACAUGCAGACCGACCCGAACUGGUCCAACUUCCUCUAUGACCCUCAGACUCACCGGGUGGCACUGCUGGACUUCGGAGCCACAAGAGGUUUUGAUCAAAGUUUCACCGACAUCUACAUCGAGAUUAUCCGUUGUGCUGCUCAGGGCAACAGAGAAGGAGUUCUGAAGAAAUCUAUUGAGAUGAAAUUCCUCACUGGAUACGAGUCCAAGGCCAUGACAAACGCCCAUGUUGACGCCGUGAUGAUCCUCGGCGAGGCCUUUGCCUCCUACGAGGUCUUCGACUUUGGCUCUCAGUCCACCACUGAGCGGAUCCACAACCUCAUCCCAGUCAUGCUCAGACACCGGCUCACGCCUCCUCCGGAGGAGACGUACUCGCUGCAUCGCAAGAUGGGCGGCUCCUUCCUCAUCUGCUCCCGCUUGAAUGCAAAGCUGAGCUGCAAGGAUAUGUUUGAAACUGCUUAUCGAAAUUACUGGGAAGGCCGCAGGCCCACCCCCUUCUGAAAUCGAGCUAACCGGAAGCUUUGACGGACUAUUAGUGGGGGAAGAGUGGAAGCCAUGUUUGUCUGAUUGAACACUGGUCUUUACUGUUAUGGACAAAAAAGAGUGGGGUUUAGAGCAUAUAAUAUUCAGAUUUUAUAUCUCUUUCUACAAAAACAAAAAUCAAGAGGAAACCUGUCAUCUGCAUUGUAUUCAGCUAAACGCACAUGAAGACGUGGCUCCAGGAGAAAAACAUGAAUGUAAAGAGGUUGGAAUUGUAUUUCUUUUCUGAUCAUUUCAAAACGAUGUGCAUUUUUUUCUGUUCCUUUUCUGUUUGGAUUGCUUUGUUUAACUCUUAAGCUAACUUGUCCAAGGUACUUUUUAUUUCUUAGAAGUAAGAAAUUAAGAGUUCGUUUUGCUUUAACAAUUUGAGGGGAGUGCGAGUCUCAGUACAAACCAGGACCAACGUGUCUGAAUCACAUGGAGUCGAUUGGAUCGCUUCCUACUGAACAGAGGGGCUGAUGGGAAUUAUUAUUUUUGUCAUGGAUGUCAGUUUAAGCCCAACAAGGUCUGACUCCUAAUGUGUAAAUGUAGUAGAUAGACAUCUGCAUUAUUUGAGUGUACAGAUUGAUCAAUAGCUGUUAAUGAAUUUUAUCUCGAUUUAUUUUUACCAUUUUUGUUUUAAACUGUUCUUUUAGUUUAACAAGUGUCUGUAAAUUCUUAAAGAUUUCUAGGUAAAGCAUCAAUUCACUCAGAUUGUGUCACCUGAUAACAUCUAGUGAUUUCCAAUUUAGGGUUAUGGAAAAAACCCUUUAAAUGAUCAUGGACCACAUCAAGAGUUCAGUUAAAGAAGAAGAGGAAGUCACAGGAAUUCUGUGUUUUGUAGUUCUGAGUAAAUAUAGGACUGGGAUCCAUAGUGGUCCAUGUCACAUCAGCACAUCAUUUUACAGUAACGUCAGGGAAUGAAAGAGCAGAACGCACAAGAUGGGCUUGUGGAUUUACUGACACGUCGUUUAUCUGUCCAUGCCUCCUCGGGUAUAAGUUCACCGCCACAACCUGCCGCCUGGUUGGUGUUCUCUGCCUGCCAUUGAUCUUUUGGGAGAAGAAGCUAAAGAAAAAAUGUGCCUGUUGUUUCCAGCUGAGAGUUUUAGAUAGAAAUGUUGACUUUCUAUAAACUGAAAGUUGGAAUAAAAUAUCUUUUGAAUUAA
Molecule: messenger RNA, 3566 nt
Organism: Oryzias latipes (Japanese medaka)
Lineage: Eukaryota; Metazoa; Chordata; Actinopteri; Beloniformes; Adrianichthyidae
Gene: coq8aa
Product: coenzyme Q8A, genome duplicate a
Biological process (GO): ubiquinone biosynthetic process
Source: RefSeq, a predicted model, not a curated record